AUGGAGACCCUUUUGAUCAAGUCGCUAUAUCAUGAAGCCCCAACCUCGGAUUAUCUUGAAAACAAGUCCGUUGCAACCAUGACGUCGAGGGCUUCGAUUUGCGGUAAGUUUGAAAAAUGUUUGCUUACAGUCCUCUCUCAUUUUAUACAGUUGGUGGCGGCAUGUAGAAACCCCCCAGUCUUCUGUGUCAUCACCGAGUACCUAUCGGGAGGCUCACUGAGGUCAUUCCUUCACAAACUUAAACCGGGUUCACUCACUCUCGAGAAAAUAAUUAAGAUCUCGUUAGAUAUUGCAAGAGGAAUGGAAUAUGUGCACUCUCAAGGGGUUAUUCAUAGAGAUCUUAAGCCCGAGAACAUGCUUUUUGAUGAGGACAUGUGUUUGAAAAUCGCGGAUUUUGGGAUAGGUUGUGAAGAGAAACAUUGUGACUUGUUAUCUGAGGACCCAGGAACAUUUCGAUGGAUGGCACCUGAGAUGAUUAAGCACAAAGCUUAUGGUCGUAAAGUUGAUGUGUAUAGCUUUGGGCUUGUGUUAUGGGAGAUGGUGACUGGGACCAUCCCUUAUGAGGAUAUGACCCCCAUUCAGGCUGCCUUUGCCGUGGUGAACAAGAAUUUGAGGCCAACUAUUCCUUUGGGGUGUCCGUCUCCUCUACGGGCUUUGAUUGAGCAGUGCUGGUCCUUGCUUCCUGAGAAGAGGCCUGAAUUUUGGCAGAUUGUGAAGGUUUUGGAGCAAUUUGAGUCUUCUCUUGGCAAGGAUGGAACGCUAUGCCUGGCUCAAAAUGUGAUAGCCGGUCAAGACCACAAGAAGCGGCUCACUAACUGGCUUCACAAGCUCACCAUAGCCAAUCCUGAACUCACCUCCACGCGUAAAUAGUUUUAGUCUUGUAAUCAUCUUUUCCCUCAGUCGUUGCUAUGUGAUUUCACUGUUUCCCGUAGUAAUGAUACUGGUUACCUUUCAUCCA
Molecule: messenger RNA, 958 nt
Organism: Amborella trichopoda
Lineage: Eukaryota; Viridiplantae; Streptophyta; Magnoliopsida; Amborellales; Amborellaceae
Source: RefSeq, a predicted model, not a curated record